AUGGAAUCGACCUAUCAAUCCCUUGUCCAGCGCAUCUUACUCAAGUGGGAUGAGAAAAGGCAAUCUAUGCCCGACACGGCAGCCAAACAUGCCCGCCUCCUCAUCGCCAUCGCAGGGCCACCGGGAUCCGGCAAGACCACCAUCGCCCAGCGCGUCGUCUCUGCCAUCAACACCACCCCUGGGCCCCACCCCAAGUCCGUAGUCAUACCCGCCGACGGCUUUCACCUACCCCUAAAAACACUGCAUGCGCUCCCAAACGCCGCGGAGGCCAUCGCCCGGCGCGGUGCGCCGUGGACCUUUGACGGCCAGGGCGCCGUCGACCUUGUCCACCAACUACGGGCCUCUGCAGGACUACGGCCCGUUUCAGCCCCCACGUUUGACCACAAGGUAAAGGAUCCAGUUCCUUGCGGAGUUACCAUUGAAGCGGAUGUCGAGGUCUGUAUUGUGGAAGGACUUUACCUGCUUUCGGACGAGGAACCCUGGAGUCGGAUUGCAGCGCUGGUGGAUGACCGGUGGCUUGUGAGAGUUGAGCCUGAAUUGGCUCGCAACAGGGUUGCUGCGCGACAUGUUGCAGCUGGGAUUGAAGAUACAAUUGAGAAGGCGUUGUUUCGGACGGAAAGUAACGACAUGGUCAACGGGGAAUUCAUCGUCAGGCACAGCGAGGGCAGGUAUGAUUUGUUGGUUGAUAGCAUAGAGCAACUACCAAACUAG
Messenger RNA from Colletotrichum spaethianum, 711 nucleotides. Its product is annotated as putative uridine kinase. Gene Ontology annotation, molecular function: kinase activity; ATP binding. The record is from RefSeq and is a predicted model, not a curated record. The transcript has a single exon. Gene Ontology annotation, cellular component: cytoplasm. Lineage: Eukaryota; Fungi; Ascomycota; Sordariomycetes; Glomerellales; Glomerellaceae. Bases 1 to 711 code for a protein of 236 amino acids.